UCCAAGAACGACCGGAAGAUUUGUUUUGUUUCUAGGAGACCUUUCGAAGAGGAAACUUACACGGUUCUAAACAAGAUCCAGGCAACAUAGACAGAAGAAGUCUUAAAACCCCAUAAAAGAAGAAAGAAGAGGAAGAAGAAGUGUCUAAAACGCUAUAACAAGAAAGAUCAAGAACAAGAGGAAAGCAACACUUGCCCAUGAUAUGAAAGAUGCGUAAGGUGGAAGCAAGAGCCACAGGGCGACCAAGCAUCCAUGAUGACAAGUGUGGAACAUCGCCACGUAAUAAAACACCCCAGUCUUCAUCAGCCACAGGAAGGUCCCCACGAGUGACUAGGAGUGCAAAAGAGAACCAGUCACCUAUUCGAAGAAAUAAGCCAAGAGAUGACCAAAGCAGUGGUGAAGAGGACCUGGACGAGGUGGACCGCAGUACAAGCAUGUACCCUGACCUAUCUCCAUUUUCAUCAUCGGCAUCAGGAUCCCCCCAGGCAUGGAACCUGGACGAUAAUGAAGGACACACUCUCAAUGAUACAUUCUAUAGCACACGUUCACAGUGCCACACUCGAGCAACACAAAAGAGCCCAGUCAAAGGGAGUUUGCCGAGGGACAGGCCCGUGACCCCAGAGCAAGGAGCACAGGGAUGUAGGGUCAUUAGAGGAGGAGGAGGAGAAUUGGGUGACAGGGACAAGAUCCGUGCCAGGAGGGGUCCUGCGCCCUUGUUAAUCAUAGGCUUCACCUUUCUCCUUCUCUUUGCUGUGCUAAGGCUAAAGCAGAGCUUGGAUGAAGUGCAUGAGCUCUCUGAGCAGAAAGCAUAUGCCAAGCCAAUAGAAGAGGUCUACAGUGAAUUCAAACAGGACCUCAAACACUUUGUCAAUAAGUUCACACAGGAUAAGAAAGUAUGGGUCCAGUUAAUAGGACAGAUUGAGAGCAUCAUGGUUGAUUCACCUGUACAACCAGCCGUAUUGCUGGUAGUUGUCCCUGAAGAUGCCAGAGGGACAGCCACCUGCCUCAUCUACACCAUUGCACACCUGCUCAACAAAGCCUUUGAUGACCCAAGAUUUGUAAUGUAUGACACCAAGACCAAUGGCCUAGCCAAUCUGUCCUCACUCAAAGAAGAGCUUGACCACACACUCCAGGGUCUCAGCAACUCUCACACGGCUGUUAUACACAACAUAGAGAAUAUCCCGGGCAGAGCAGCCAUGAUCUUCCAUGCAUACUGUGACAAUGAGAAUGCUCCAUUUAAGCAGGCUGUGAUCUUCCCAAUGUUAGAUAUCAAAGGGAAGUAUGAAGAAGUGGCCCAGGACAAAACGAGAUUGGAUGACACUGUAGACAAUUAUCUGAACCAACUCUGGGGUGCUGAGCUGGAGGCCAAGGAUGUGUCCGCCAUCAUCUCACGGGUGGCAAACGCUCCGGUGCUGAUCAAGCCAGAGCCAGAGGAAAGAAUCAAGAUGAUGUGUCCAAUAUGAGGAAGAGAAGGGUGCUCAAAGCUGAUAUGGCAACUUCACAGCUGAAGUGCCGAUGGGUUUCCUCUUGGAUUUGGUUAUAUAAGGCUAACCUGGAGACAGCCAUGAGUAUGCAAGUAUGCAGGAAAUUGUUACUGGAAGAAAAGAGAAAAAUUGUAUGCUAGAUAGUACUGGGUGUGGAGUGAAAAUGCUGGUUUCCUUAAUUUUUUUCUUUUCUUUUCUUUUCUUUCCUGUUUUCUGCUUUCUUUUUUUCUGUAUAUCCAGUGAGGAUUGUUAUAUCAUGGAUUCUAAAUGAAGGGCAAUGUAGCUUUAGGAUUACCAGAUGUUAAUAGUAAGUGCAGCUAGUUAUAUAUGAUUAUACAUUUCUGUUUUGUUUAUUUUUCUGUUUAUUUAUAUAUUUAUUAUUAUUACUAAUAUUAUUUUUAUUAUUAUUAUGAUUAUUGUUUUUGUUAUUAUUAUUAUUGUUGUUGUUGUUAUUGUUUUUUUUUUCAUUAUUAUUGUUAUUAUUAUUAUUAUUACUAUUAUUAUUAUUAUUAUCAUUAUUAUUGUUGUUAUUAUUAUUAUUAUUAUUAUUAUUGUUAUUAUUAUUAUUAUUAUUAUUAUUAUUAUUAUUAUUAUUAUUAUUAUUAUUAUUAUUGCUUUUUAUUUAUAUUUCUGUAAAAGACCCAGUUAUUUCAGUCCUUCUCCUUGUCACCCAUUUGCUGCUGACCCUCUUACUAAGUGCCUUCUGUUAUGGCUUUUGAUACUGAUGGGGGCUAAGUGCAUACUUUAAGUACAGACAUGAACUUGAGUUGAUGGCAUUUUCAAAUCAUUGUAUGACCUAAUUAUGUUACUGAAGAGUAACUUUGAUAGAAGAAUUAAUACCAAAAUUUCUGCCAAUUACAUUGGUUAUAUUUUAAUCUCAUGCUUAACAAAUUUGUUGUUAUUAUCAUUAUUAUUAUUAUAUUUCUGAUUAUUAUUGUUAUUAUUUAUUUUCAUUGAUCUAAAGAUUUUUCUGGCAUGAGUAGCUUUCCUUUAUUCCUGUUUCAUUUCUUUAAGUCUCAUCUCACCUAGAUGGAAAUGAAAUGUAAUUACAUUUUUAUUGUGUUAUGAAUUUAGCUGUUGAUGCUUGGAAUUUAUAUGCAUAUGCAGUUAAAUUAAAAUUUUCAGAAAAAAAUACAAUUUUUAUUACUGUUGUUAUGAAUUGCAAAACACUCUUCCGUGCUGAUACAAUGGAAGAAAAACCCACAAUACAAAAACUAGAUUUAUUGAAAGUGAGACUACAGUUUCGAAAUCCACCAGGAUUCCAUCUUCAGGUCAGACCUGAAGAUGGAAUACAGGUGGAUUUCGAAACUGUAGUCUCACUUUCAAUAAAUCUAGUUUUUGUAUUGUGGGUUUUUCUUCUACUGUUGUUAUUGUUAUUAAUAUUAAUAUAAUAUCAAUAACAAUGACAAUACUAGUUAUGCUGAUUGGUAUAAUAAUGAUAAUAGAAAUCAAAACUUUUCCAAAAAUAUUCAAGUAAUGGGGUGCAAAAGUGAAGUCAGGUAGCCCUUGUAUUUCACUCUUUGGUAACUAAAAGCUUAUGGAAAUAUCUACAUGCAAAGAAAGAAUAAAACAAAACCAUAUUGAAUAGUACGUGUUCUCAGCAUCAGUGGUUUCAAGCUCUUGCACUUCACAUUUUUCAUUUUCAGAAUACAGAUAGGUAUUUCAGUAUUCUAGUAAAUGUUUGUGCCACAGCUGCAUACCAGUGUUAUGGAUGGAUUUUGAGCACAGGAUUGAUAUAUGUAGUCAAAGUCCAAUUAGCUAGAUUAGUGUGUAAAUUUUUUAAAAAGUAUUUAUUUUGUGGGGAUAGUGUGAUCAUGUUUAUGGUGUCUAAUUUUUGGCUGUGGAUUAUGUGUACCUAAUCAAUUAAAAUCCAUCAACAGAGGUUGUCGCACAAGGUGUCAGUCAUUGAUACAUACAUAAUAAUGAUAGAGGGUGCUUCAUGACUUAUAGAUAUUUGUAUUUACACAAAAAAUAAAGCUAUUAUCUAGUCGUAAGUGAAAUAAAGUAGCCAUCUGUAGUCAGCUAAUUCUUACCUGAAUGAAAAAGGGGAAGUAAUCUGCAGAGUGAUAAAUAAAGCAGUUGUUCUACUUAACUGACCCAAGAUUAAAGUUUACUCUAUAUGUCAGUUUCCUUAGUGCUAUUUAUGCAGUGAAUUUAGUUAUACUUUGUGAUUUUGAGUGUUUAUACAGAUGAAUGUGAAAAUAAAAGUAUGGUGAUGCUUCAUUUUGAUAUAUUAUCACUAUUGUUUGUUGCAUCACUUCUCUUGUGAAUUACCAUUUGUUUGAAGACCUUUGUAUUUACUAUAACUAAUUUUUAUAUGCACAGAAGCUGUCAAAGUAGUACCUCAGCUUGUUUGACUAUUUUUUCAUAUCUAUUUUUACAUGUAUUAGCAUUAUCAUUACUAUUAUUAUUGUCAUUACUAUUAUUAUUAUCAUUAUUAUUAUUAUUAUUAUUAUUAUUGUCAUUACUAUUGCUAUUAUUAUUAUCAUUAUUAUUUGUAUGUCACUAUCAUUUCUUAGUUUUAACAUCACCAUCUUUAUUAUCAUUGAUCUUUUAUUAUUUAGUUACCUUAUUUGAUUAGGCUAGAUUAAUACAAAGAGCAGUUAAUAUAUAAUCAUACAUGUUUAUUCAGAAAAACUGCCCUCUUUAUUUUCAGAGUGCAUCUUCCCCUCUCUCUCACUUAUUUUAUAAUUGAUUUGUAUAAAAAAAAAAAAAUUGAAAAGGACUUCGUAGAAGUACUUAUUUGCAGGUUUCUGUUACCAUAAAUAGCCUUAAAGAUUAAGUAUUGUUGUGUUCACCUGAUUUCCGUACUACAUCCUUUGAUAAUAAAUGUUGUUAUAUU
Penaeus monodon (black tiger shrimp) is the source of this 4326-nucleotide messenger RNA. Its product is annotated as torsin-1A-interacting protein 1-like. Lineage: Eukaryota; Metazoa; Arthropoda; Malacostraca; Decapoda; Penaeidae. The record is from RefSeq and is a predicted model, not a curated record. Bases 210 to 1463 code for a protein of 417 amino acids. Gene Ontology annotation, cellular component: membrane. The transcript is spliced from 5 exons. Gene Ontology annotation, molecular function: ATPase activator activity. Gene Ontology annotation, biological process: membrane organization.